AUGGAAGCCGAAUUGAGUUCAGAAACGAAGACGGACGUCAGUUUAUUGUUGAAAUGUCUGAAAUUUCAAAUGGAUGAUCCUGAGUCGCAGAAAGCAGCUCUGGUCACGAUCUACUCGAUCUGUCAGGGAAGCACUCAGGCGUGUGAUCAUUUCCGAGAAAUUGGCGGCUUAAUGUUCAUCAGCAACCUCGCAAAGUGCAGCCCUCACCCGAUGGUGAAAGAGGUCUCUUUAUUCACUUUAGGGGUCCUAGCGGAGAACAACGUGUUUUGUCAGCAAGCCUUGUGUACCUUGGAACUGUUUGGAGAUAUCUGUUCGACUCUGUCCAACGAGGAGGCUUCUGUGAAUUGCAAAAGAAUGUCUGUUUACGUGUUUCUGGUCUUGGUGUCAAACAACAAAACCGGGCAGAGCUUUGCAAACAUAUCCGGAUGUAUCGACAUGCUCCUAAUCCUGUUUAGGGAAGUUCUGUCGCUGUGCAGCAUGCAUCUGCCAGAUUUAGAGAAGAAUCAGCAUUAUCUGCUGUGGACGUCGGUUUGCAGCGCUCUUUGUGCAAGCGCUAACAACCCCCAAAACGAUGAAAACCAGAAAUUGUGCAGUUCAGCAUUUCCCCAAGCGACCGACUGGCUGCGGGAAUAUAUUCAGCCGGAGAUUGUCCGUCCUAUCUGUUCUCUGGUUGGACUCGCUGUCGCAAAUAACAGUUUUGCACAGGGAUACUUUGCGUCCGUCGGAGGACUAGACACGCUGGCUGGUGUUCUUGUGAAGCUUGUUGCUGAUCUUGGGAGGUCAUUAUAUUCCAAGCUCGCUGUUGCGGUGACAAAGACUUUGGAUGCUUGCGUUGCAGAUAACCCAACCUGCGUAAAUUGUUUGUCAAAACACAGCAUCGUAACGUCUUUAAUCCGACUUUUGUCCCAUGAAACCCUUGAUCUUGGAGACAGAUUCGGUGUUAUUCUGGCUUUGGGUCAUUGCACCGAGAGCUGCGAAGCAAAUCAAUACGAACUUCUGAAAAGCAACGGGCUUCCCCUUAUGAUCCAGAUGCUCACUGAAUCACAAGACGAGGAGUUAAGAAAAGCAACGACUUUUGUCCUCCAGAACUGCAGGCAAAUCACCGAGAAAUUGUCUGUGAAUCUAAGGGAACCUUCCCCGAGUGUUAAAAGUGGUUCGGAGAGAAUAACAGAGAAGCAUAUGGAAGAAUGCUGGAAAAAAGCAAAGGAGAUGCUUCACAAAAUCGAAUAUUUACAACAGCAGCAUAGUAAGGAGCUGGCGGGGAGUGAGGAUAUUAAUUGUGGCCCUCGAGCAUUAAUGCACCAGCUACAUCCAGUGGCUUUGGAGCAGACAGACGGUAGAAUUCCCAAAAGCCUUUCUAUUACAGAACACUUUGGCCGAAAGGAUGAUCAUCAGGUGCCAGCUUAUCCCAACAUCGAGCUGAAGAAUCACAGGCUUGCCAUCGUUCCACACUCGUACAAUAAAGAUCCUAAAGGCUUGGAUGAAAGAGCCAGUGUCAACAGAGAAAGCGUAUCACUGAAAAAAGCCAAAAUGCAGAACAUUUCAAACACCGCUCUACAGCACAACCUUGCUGCAUCUACAUCAAGCUGCUCAGGUGAAACUGACAGCGACGGCCAAGCAGCUUCACUGGAGAAGAACGCUCAUUCACCCCGCAGAGAUCGGAGCUGCGAGUCUUACACCGGUAUAGAUAAUCCUCUGAGGGAUCCGGACACACGCAAUACGGCACGUCCAGUAAAGGACAAGCAUUGGGAUUGUAUCCUCAAGCCGUCUAGUGAACUACCGCAGAAAGCCAAACACAACGGCUCUAGAUCUGCAAUGGAAAAGGAAGUUCUAAUCCUUCGCUCAAGGGAUGACAUGUUUAAAAAUCCAGCCUCGGUCACAAGAGAAAGGAACACAGCAGAGCAUAUCGGUUGUGUAGCGACAGGCACAGCCAUGAACAGCAGGAACUGUAGCAAGAUCCUACAUAGGUGUUGGCACCUAUGCAUAAGACAUCAGGCUAUUCUACAAGCCGAGGAGCGAUAUAAGAAGAAAUUAAAGAGCUCAGCAUCACAUAACUAUAGUUUGACCCCGCUAAGAAAAGGAGGGAUGAGCUAUGAGAUGUUUUGUCAGGGGAAACAAAACCGCAGCCGUAAGAUCGGGUUUAGAGUCGGCCUGUGCCAAGGAUUCAUCAGGACAAAAACCAGAAGGUGCGCUGUCAUUAGAUAUUCACAAUGCUGCUUCCUCAAACAUCCAGGACCCGGAUACCAAGGAAGAAUUGCCGUGUUGCUCCCUAUACCUGCAGCAACCCUGAGCAUGUUCUCGGCAUUGUACUCGCAGAACCUUGCGAUUAGCGAGCAGAAGAGAGGACGGGAAAAGCAGAGUCGAAGAACCCGCAAAGACUUUACAGAGAGCGAAAUGGCUUAUCUUUUGGACGGCGUCCAGAAGCUUGGUCAUCGCUGGAAUUCAAUUCUGUGGUCAUAUCCAUUUCAGAAAGGCAGAAGAAAUGUAGACUUGGCCAAAAAAUACAAGAAGUUGAAGGCGCUGAGCUAACGUCUGAUGCUUUCUGCGCGAUGAAAGAAGAGGCUGGAAAACGGCGUAUAUGUGCUGCUAGUUGGGCAUAGCGAUCUCGUUUGGGAGUUUAACAGUUUAACGUUCAGCGCUUUAUAUAUGUUAUUUAGCUAACAUUACCUGUUACGGGAGAUAAAAAGUAGGCCAGCGAGAGCCAAAGUUCUUACGGAGAUGUUCUGAUGAGCUGAUGCAGGUAUUUUUUACAUUACCAACAAUGCCAAAGUCGCGAGGUGAUGGCAUUGAGUGCAUCACUGGCUAUUUCUAGUAGUAUUUUGACUAGUUCAAUAACCUAUAUCAUUGUUAUUUGCAGAACAUUAUGUAUUCCUAAGAGAUUUUGUUGGUCC
Molecule: messenger RNA, 2891 nt
Organism: Spea bombifrons (plains spadefoot toad)
Lineage: Eukaryota; Metazoa; Chordata; Amphibia; Anura; Pelobatidae
Gene: TERB1
Product: telomere repeat binding bouquet formation protein 1
Exons: 19
Coding region: 1-2529 (842 amino acids)
Biological process (GO): homologous chromosome pairing at meiosis; meiotic attachment of telomere to nuclear envelope
Source: RefSeq, a predicted model, not a curated record